Molecule: messenger RNA, 2699 nt
Organism: Frieseomelitta varia
Lineage: Eukaryota; Metazoa; Arthropoda; Insecta; Hymenoptera; Apidae
Product: zinc finger protein 90 homolog
Exons: 5
Coding region: 247-2583 (778 amino acids)
Source: RefSeq, a predicted model, not a curated record
AGUACAAUAAAAUCGUUAUGUCCGAUAUAUCAUGAUUGUCAAUUUAAAAAAUAUAACACAUUUGUGCAUAUUAAAAUAUUACGAAUAGAAAAAUGUUAUAUUAAAUUACAUACAUCAUAAAUGUCAUAGGAAGCUUAAUUAAUUUCAGCUUUGGCUUAAAGACUAUCGUACAAUAAACGCCAAAUGAAUUAUUAUACGAAAUAUUAUAUGCAUGAUCCGUUAUUGUCAUUUAAAAUAAUUUAAAGAAUGUCGGAUAUAAAGCACCAACAAUCGAAAAUAUCAUCACGACAUUUAUUUGAAGAUCAGGUUGAUUUAACUCUACAAGUAAUACAGAAAUCACCUUCAGAGAUUAAUGAAAUUAAUGUCUUCGAUUAUUUACACGACUAUGUAAAUAAACUUGAGACUAAAGAUUCAGGAAUAUAUUUAUCCUCUUCAAAUAUUGAAUUACAGUUAAAGAACACGCAUACACAAAAAAAUAAUGAUUACACAAACAAUAAUGAAGUUGAUUCUAUAGAAGUUGAAAAUAUUUCUUUACAGAAUAUAUCAAAUUCUCAAAAUGAAUUAAGAUUAAAAUGCACAGAACAAAAUCAUUUAAAAAUGAAAAAUGAAUCUGUGACUCAUUUAAAUGAGAAAAAUACUGAUAAUAUUAAAUUAAUAAAAAUUAAUAAUGCGGUUGAUACAGAAGAUGUAAAAAGUGAUAAUAUUCCUAUUAAAAUAAAAAAGACUUUUAUAUUUGAAAAAAAUAUUUUUGCUCAAAUGAAAGACAAAUCACAUAAUUUAGAAGUUAAGAAUGAAAAUUUAAAUGAUGAAAAUAAUGAUCCUGAAACUAAAUUUUCAGCAUCAACUAGUCAAUCUAAAAAAAUCAAUAGUUUAGUUAUGUUGAACAAACAAAUUAAAACAUGUAGUCAAUGUUCAAUGACAUUUAGAUACAAAAGACAUUUAGAUCGGCAUUUGGAAGGUCAUCAAAAAAACAAUUGUUCUCACUGCAAUGCAAAAUUUGCCAGGCGUAAACAUCUUGAUAUACACUUAUUUCGUUCACACGGUGAAAGAGUAACAAAACAUCCACAUUCUUGUGAUGUAUGUUCUCGGAGUUUUCCUAAACGUAUUUUAUUAAAUCGUCAUCGUGCAAAACACAACUAUGAAAAUGGCAAAGUUUGUUCAGAUUGUGGAAAAAUGUUGAAAGCAGAAGAAGAUGACAAGGAACACAAAGAAAAUCAUUGUACAAAGAAACAAUUUAAAUGUAAAAGAUGCUUACAAACAUUUAGUAUUGAACAAACAUAUAUAGCUCAUAUUCAAAAUCAUGAUAAUCAUAAAUGUUCAAAAUGUGAUGUCACUUUUGCCUCCAAAAAAAAAGUGCAUGAGCAUUAUAAAAUGGUACACUCCUCAAAAUUGAAUCAUAAUAAAAUAUCAAAUAAUGGUAUAUAUUUUUGUGCUGACUGCAGACAUACUUUUUUAAAAAAAGAUGAUUAUUCUCGUCAUUUAGAUUCUACAUCACAUUUUAAUAAAGUAAACCAAGAAAUAUCUCAAAGAGACAUUUUUACGUGUCUAAUUUGUUCUAAGAAAUUAAUUUCACAGAGAGCUCUUGAUCAACAUGUUAGACGUAUACAUAAAGAAGAAAAAAAAUUUACAUGCAAUAUAUAUGGUUGCACAUUUCAGUGUGCAAGAAAAUCAGACUUGGAUAGGCAUAAACAGUUACAUGUAGAACAAAGAAAUAUCGUAUGUGAACAAUGUGGUAAAACUUUUACUAGUGUUAGUAUUCUUAAUGAUCAUGUUCUUUAUAUACACAAUAAGGAAAGACAAUUUAUAUGUGAAGAAUGUGGUAAAGCAUUUAAACGAAAUAGUUUAUUAAAAAGACAUAAAUUAUCUCAUCAGCAAUAUCGACCAUUCGCUUGUAUGCAGUGCAAUACUGCUUUCAAAAGGUCCCAUCAUCUUUCUCGUCAUAUGGAAACUUGUCACAGAAUUACACUUGAACGAAAAAAGAAGGUCGUAAAACUUAUGCAAACAGAAGAUGGUCAUCUUGUUCCAAUACCAGAAAAACCAAAACCCCUUAAACCUAAAAAAUUAAAAAUUAAAACAGGACCUAAUGUACUUUUGUCAUCAGAUGAAAAAAUUCCAUCUCCUCAAGACAUGGAUAUAAAUAAACAUUCUGAUUCAUAUUUAGGAACACAAAUAUUACCCACAUCUAAUGACUUGUGCGAAAAUUCAUCAUUGCCAUUAGAAUCUACAAAUUUAUUUUCGAAUCCAGAUUUUACUUCACAGGUUCUUUCAUUAGUAGAUAUUAAUUCAGAACAAAUUGUCACUGUAGAAGUUACUAGCCCAAAAACAUUAAUAAUGAAUGAUCUUAUAGAUCAAUUUGAAAUAAAUUGCAAUGAAAUAUUGAAUUUAACAAAUUAUCAAGAUUUGGAACUUCAACAUGGAAUUUUAAAUACAGAUCAAAAUUUGUAUGAUCAUACAAAUUAUUCUGAAUUAUCAUUAGGAACUGUUGAAGAAACAUCUUUCGUGGAUUCAAAUAUUAACAAAGUAGAUACUUUACCAAUAGAAAACUAUUUAAAUCAAUCAUUUUCAUCAUUUUUAAAUUUUUAAUUACAAUUGUAAAAUAUUUAGCUUAUAAGCUAAAGAAUUGCUUAUAUUUAUGGAUACAAAAUUAUAAAAUUAACAUAAUUUAUAAAUGUUUAUAAAAAGUACAUGAAACUGCCUAA